Messenger RNA from Clonostachys byssicola, 2133 nucleotides. The record is from the annotation of a GenBank genome assembly. Lineage: Eukaryota; Fungi; Ascomycota; Sordariomycetes; Hypocreales; Bionectriaceae.
AUGGACCUUCCAUCAAUGAGCUAUGGCGCCAGCGAAAGAAAGAGGAAGUCUGAAUCAGACGAUGAACUUGUCAUAACCAACAAAAGACUGUUCAAGAAAAGAAAGAAGAACAGACCACCCGAAGUAGAUCCAUCAGAGCUCUACAAUCUGGUAGGAGAGUCGUCACUGGAGAUGCCAGAUCCCGAGGAUUUUGGAGUAAACGGUUUGGAUCCGAUUCGAUUCGCUUGGGCACCUAUAGCAGACAUUGCAGCAAUGCAAACCUCUCGCCAAAAUGAAACCCCCAAAGUUCCCAGAAAAGCUGCUCCUCCAUCCAUACCUGACCCAUCUGAUGCGGAUUGGAAUUCGAGCGACAGAAUGUCCUCUAGCAGGCCUCAAAAGAGACCUCCGAAGUCAAGCUACUUCGUCCUUCCGGGAGAUGAUGACAUUCAACUCGAGAACGAUACCCGUGUAACACCAGUCGUUCAAGAAGAAGAAGAAGGUAUCCAAAUUUUUCCGAUUCCUCUCGAGAUACGGGAAGAGAUUUACCGAUAUCUUUUGCGGUCCAAUAUGCCAAUCGCAGUUUUUGAUGGCUGGAAAAGGGUCUACAAGCAUGGGAACACUCGGCAAACAGGUCCGGCUUUCACCGACAGGCCAGCGCUAGAAAUCAGCGUUCUAAGGUUGAACAAGUCGUUUUACCCAGAGGCGGCACGAAUCCUAUACAGUGAAAACACAUUUCUCUAUCGCCUUCGUGAUCCCCCAGCCAUUUGCCCACCCCCCAUCAACCUCGACGCACUGGUAGCUUUUGAUUCUGCUUCUUCUUCUACUACUGGCAGCCUGGAGGGUGACGAUCCCAAUGAUGGGGAUUACCAGGAGCAUAACCCCCAAAGCAGCACACGGCGAGCAAGAUCAAGGAGAAAGAAAAAGGAGCUCGAUGAGCCACGCAUCAAUGUUGGCAAAUUCCACCAUCUCUUUCGACAUGUUAUCAUCGAGGCUGAACACAACCGAUGUGGUAACGAUACAUUAAGGAACAUGAGGGAGGCCCUCGAGAUCUUAAUCAACCCUCCUCCUGUCGACAAGGAUUCAGUCCCCUUAUAUCCAAGCAUCACAGUUUCUAAACCCUCGAAAAAGAAACGGAAUAGUGGUCGAGGAGCGAAGCAUGGGGUUGAACGAGAAGAAUCUUGCACUCCCGUGAUUAUCACGCCUAACAUCAUGACUCUAGUAAUCAAAAUUCGGCCCAGUCUACUCCAGAACAAUGUUUUCACAUUCGUGAAUUUUUUUGACAAGAACUCUCCUAUCCUCGAAGCCAUCCGAAACUUGCAGCCUCAGCAGCUAUAUGUAAAAGUGAUGAUGGGCCAAUUCACCAACCGAAGAAACGGUGUGAAUAUUUCCAUUAACUUUCGCCAUCGAAGAAUCGACUAUCUAGCAACCUCUGGAGAGCCGGAUAUGUGGGCUCGAGACAGAGAAAUGAUCAUACGGCGCAAACGCAAAGCCGUGGAGAGCCUCAAGAAACUUUAUGAUUUAGGCAGUGAGGUGCGAAAGUCCUGCAAUCGGUAUCUAAUUCAACAUUCAGACAUCGUCGAAGUGGAUGACGAGUUCGAUUUUGAGUGGGAUGAGAUAGAGGAUGAUGAAUUCGAAUAUGGGUUCGGUGAAGAAUUCGACGACGUGCCUCAAGCUGAAGAGAUUCAAGAAGAAGUGCCGCCCGAAGUUCAGGAUGAAGCAAUCCCAGUGCCUGGAAGUGGUUGGAUUGACGAGGUUGAGACUCAGGGUGAAGCAGUUCCAGAGACUCAAGCUCAUGAAGAAGUGCCACUUGAAGUUCAGGACGAAUCAGCCCCAAUGCCUGGAAGUGGCUGGAAUGAAGAGGCUGAGACUCAGGGUGAAGUAGUUCCGGAGAUUCAUUUUGAAGAGGCACUAGAAGAAUUACAGCCUGGAGUUCAGGAUGAGCCAGUGUCAGUGCCCGGAAGUGGUUGGAUUGAAGAGGUUGCGACUCAGAGUGAAGUAACUUCAGAGACUCAAGCUGAAGAGGCUUAUGAAGAAUUACAGCUUGAAGGUCAAGAUGAACCGGCGCCAGUUCCCGGAAGUGGUUGGAUUGAAGAAAUUGAGGCCCAAGGCGGAGUGUUUACAGAAACUCAAUCUGAAGAGUCCGAGGAAGAAUAA